ACCCCAAAUUCCUUUUUCAUCCGUACUAACCUCGUGCUGGGGACACGUCGGUACUUCAACGUAGAACGCUGGGUAAAUCAGUCAAACCCUAAACCUCUUAAUCCAACUGAAAUUUUAAUUUCAUUCUCCAUUUUUCUCUCUCUUCUUCUCUCUUCUUUUUGGUUGUUGCCUUGCUGCGUUUUCCUUUUUCCUUUUUUUUUUUUUUUUUGCUUUUUUUUCCUCUCCUUUUUUUGGGGUUUAUUGGUUGUUUAUCUCCACUGGGCAUCGCCGCUUCUCAAAGCUUAUCUCUUCUUCCUGGUGGAAUUCUUGGAUUUCUAUUUAACAAUUCUGUUUAUUGAACUACUAGUCACUCUCAGUCUUUGUCUUUACUCUUUCACUGUUUUAGCUCUUGCAGGGGAUCCCAAAAAAUCCAAUUAUUUAUCAUCUGCACAAGUACCGCUCAACUCAGGCUUCCUUCUCCUGAUUUCAUCAAAAUGCAGGCUUUUUUCUUGGGUCAUUGACUCCAUUUUCCUUUGCUUUGUGAGACAUUGCCCCUUCAUUUCCCGAUCUUGACACCGUGAUCAUGAUUUAUCUCAAGAUUCUCGUGUUUUUUGGGCGAUUCAGCUAGUGGUUGUGAAUCAUUGUGAAAUAUACUCUAUGAUGCACGGUUUCGAGAAAAUUUCCUCAGUAUAAAUCUUCGCCAUUGGUGGUUUCUUGUUGGGUUUUCAACUGAAAACCUUAUCUGGGUUCAGGUAUUAAGUCUUUCUCUACUGAUAUCCGGUAAUGAAUCUAUGUUACUUUUUGGACUCGAUGGUGUAAAUUGAGAAGAGAAUUAAUCGCUCCAUUGACGGUUCCAAGCACAAGAUUCAACUGUUCUUUUAUAUUUGCUGUUAUUUCGACAAUUGUUUAUCUGAAUUUUGGUGAUACGGAUAAAUGCUGGGAAGGUUCCCAAAUUGUUGAGUUUCAUUCCGGUCUGUGAGAGCUUCUUUUACAAGAAACUCCAAAAGAGAAGGCGAAAAGAAAAUAAAGGAUUUCAACGGUUGGAACCUUCAAGGCUGCUUUAUACUCUUUCCUUGGCGAAUCUAUUUUCUUUAUACAGUACCCGUUGAUUUCAUUUAUUGGAGAUAGAGAAACAGACAUGUCACCCACUAACUGUGGAUUGUCAGUCUAAGACCAGGUGUUUUUGAAGCUUCUUUGGCAGAAUUUACUGCAUCGUAUCUCUAAGUUCCGUUUCUAAAUACUUGGAUCUCAGGUACUAUUAAUUUAUUAAAUAGAAGACUUCUGGUGUUGACUUCCUGGGUGUUUUACUGUGAGAUUUCAUAAGGUUAAUCAGGUGGCAUUGUGCUGAAUUGUUUUCAAAGCAUCCAUGGGGCUUCUUCGAAGUCUCGUGAUGAUGCUUCUUCUCAUAUGUUUCCUCUGGUUACCGGGUUAUAGGGCUCAACUGCCUAAUUCUGCGCAUGAGCUCGAUGUUCUCCUCCAAGACUAUGCUUACAGGGCAUUGGUUCGUCCCAGGACUGGCUUGCCUUAUGAUGGGGCUGUUCCCUCAGAUUUGGAUGGGAUUAAGAUUGCAGCAUUGAGGCUCAGGAGUGGGAGUUUAAGGAGGAAAGGUGUUGCCAUGUACAAAGAAUUUCAGAUCCCAGUGGGAGUUAUUGAGCAGCCGUAUGUGGAGAGGCUUGUUCUGGUAUAUCAAAAUCUGGGAAAUUGGUCUCAGAGGUAUUAUUCACUAGACGGUUACACUUACCUUGCUCCAGUUCUGGGUCUUCUUGCUUAUAAUGCCUCAAACUUAUCUGCUACCAAUUUACCGUUAUUGGACAUUAGAGCAUCUGGCAAUCCCAUAACCAUCAAAUUCUCAGAUGUUAAAUUAGCUCCAGAUGGGUAUGUUGCUAUGUGUGUUUGGUUUGAUUUACAGGGUAAUCCAAAUUUUAGUAAUGUGGCAUCUGGCAAUGAAUGUUCCACAAUUCAACAGGGGCAUUUUGCUAUAGUUGUCAAUUCUACUGCCCUUCCUCCAGCACCAGUUUCUCCACCACCAAGAGAACGCAGAAAGAAAAAAACUUCUAAAGUGUGGAUAAUUGUUGGUUCUGUGCUGGGUGGACUAUUGUUGUUGGUGCUUUUGUCAUUUCUGGUGUUGUGGGUACAUAAAUUGAAGGAAAGGAAAAAAAUGCAACAGAUGGAGAGGGCUGCAGAGGUGGGAGAAGCCCUGCAAAUGACAUCAAUUGGGGAAACAAAAGCACCAGCAGCAAUGGUGACUCGAACUCAACCUACCCUUGAGAACGAAUACGUGCCUUAACUCCCACCAUUUGUACAAGCUUCCUCUCUCUUUCCACAGCAAUUCUUAUUCAACUUCAAUUCUUGUAUUCAGAAAUUCUUCCAAUUGCACCUAUUUUUGGUGGUGUCUCCUGCUCGUGCACUGUUUGGUCUUUAGUAGGCUUUUGGUUGUAGUGUGGGUAAUAUAGGAUUUUUGUGUAAAUCUGUUAUCACUCACAGAUCGUCCAUAGGUUUAUGAUUCAUUGUGGUGUGCAUUUAGCCGAAAGUGAUUCUAUAUGUGAUGAAUUUAGUUUUUCCAUUGACAAGGAAUAAAACUUUUUUGGUGGUGCAUUCACUUCUA
This is a messenger RNA of Manihot esculenta (cassava), 2584 nucleotides long. RefSeq lists its product as uncharacterized. The transcript has a single exon. Gene Ontology annotation, cellular component: membrane. The record is from RefSeq and is a predicted model, not a curated record. Bases 1346 to 2266 code for a protein of 306 amino acids. NCBI's taxonomy places the organism in Eukaryota, Viridiplantae, Streptophyta, Magnoliopsida, Malpighiales, Euphorbiaceae.